Messenger RNA from Elephantulus edwardii (Cape elephant shrew), 901 nucleotides. It is a transcript of the gene ECHDC2, whose product is annotated as enoyl CoA hydratase domain containing 2. Gene Ontology annotation, cellular component: mitochondrion. NCBI's taxonomy places the organism in Eukaryota, Metazoa, Chordata, Mammalia, Macroscelidea, Macroscelididae. Gene Ontology annotation, molecular function: enoyl-CoA hydratase activity. The coding region runs from base 76 to 816 and encodes 246 amino acids. Gene Ontology annotation, biological process: fatty acid beta-oxidation. The record is from RefSeq and is a predicted model, not a curated record. The transcript is spliced from 10 exons.
AAUGGGGCGACCAGGGGACCAGAGAUCCAAGUGCGCGCUCUGGAAGGUCCCGACCAAGGAAUCACUGAGAUUCUGAUGAACAGACCCCACGCCCGAAACGCCCUGGGGAAUGUCUUCGUAAGUGAGCUGCUGGAAGCUCUGACCAGGCUGCGGGAGGACCGGCAGGUGCGGGUCCUGCUCUUCAGAAGUGGUGUGAAGGGGGUGUUCUGUGCAGGUGCAGACCUAAAGGAGCGGGAGCAGAUGAAUGACGCGGAGGUGGCAGUCUUUGUCCAGCGGCUCCGAGCCCUGAUGAAUGACAUCGCAGCCUUCCCUGCCCCCACCAUUGCAGCUAUGGAUGGAUUUGCCUUAGGUGGAGGCUUGGAACUUGCCCUGGCCUGUGACCUCCGAGUGGCAGCUUCUUCGGCUGUCAUGGGGCUGAUCGAGACUACGCGUGGGCUCCUCCCAGGGGCAGGAGGGACUCAGCGGCUGCCCCGCUGCCUCGGGGUGGCACUGGCAAAGGAGCUCAUCUUUACUGGCAGACAGCUGACUGGGGCCGAGGCCCAGGCGAUGGGUCUGGUGAAUCACGCAGUGGCCCAGAACAAGGACGGCGACGCAGCCUACCGCCGGGCACAAGCGCUGGCCCAGGAGAUCCUGCCCCAGGCCCCCAUUGCUGUGCGACUGGGCAAAGUUGCCAUUGAUCGAGGAAUGGAGGUUGACAUUGCUUCUGGGAUGGCCAUUGAAGGGAUGUGCUAUGCCCAGAAUAUCCCAACCCGGGACCGAAUGGAGGGCAUGGCAGCCUUCAGGGAGAAGCGCCCUCCCAAAUUUGUUGGUGAAUGAACUCUUCUUUAAGCUUCUAAAUGUAUGCCCCGAGGGGCAGGACCAGAAAGGAGAUUUGCAGGACUGCCCUCAUCAUGUCACCUCU